Nannizzia gypsea CBS 118893 is the source of this 738-nucleotide messenger RNA. RefSeq lists its product as hypothetical. Bases 1 to 738 code for a protein of 245 amino acids. The transcript is spliced from 3 exons. Lineage: Eukaryota; Fungi; Ascomycota; Eurotiomycetes; Onygenales; Arthrodermataceae. The record is from RefSeq and is a predicted model, not a curated record. Gene Ontology annotation, cellular component: cytosol. Gene Ontology annotation, molecular function: RNA binding.
AUGGCGCCUCGCGGACGUGGAGGGAAGUUCAGCAAGCCAACGAGAGGAGGAGGCAAGCACUUCAGCCGAGACCUGCAGCCGUUGGAUAAGAAUGGAGACCCGAUAGGCAUGUGGAGGGAGGACAAGGACGUAGAGUCUGAGGAGGAAGAGGAAGAAGAGGAAGACUCUGAGGAGGAGUCCGAGGAAGACGAUGAUGAGGGUCCAGCUAAAGAAGAGAUGACCCGUGAGCAGCGCAAAGCUGCCGCAAAAGCCAGAAAAGAAGCCGCCAUUCGCAAGAAGCGACAAGUGGCAGCUGAGCCGGGAGACCUACCUCCCAGUGACAGUGAAGAGGACGAGGACGACGACAUGCCAGCCAACCCUAACCACACUGCUAAAGCCCGUAACCAGGCGGCCAAGGCAGCUACCGCUCCAGCCGACGGAGCCGCCGCAGCUGCAAAAAAGGGGGAUGCCUCACAGCUUUCCCGCAGAGAGCGGGAGGCUCUACAAGCCCAGCAGGCGCGUGAGAGAUACCUGAAGCUGCACUCUGAGGGCAAGACGGAUGAGGCUCGUGCCGACCUGGCUCGUCUGGCCAUUAUCCGUGAACGUCGUGAAGCCGAGAAGGCCCGCAAGGAGGCUGAGAAGGAAGAACGUGAAGAGCGUGAGCGUGAGAAGGCCCAGGAACGAGAGGCCAGAGAGGCUAAGCUGAGAGCUGCUGCUUUGGGACCAGCAGCUGGCAAGAAGAAGGGCAAAAGCAAAUAA